Messenger RNA from Pieris macdunnoughi, 627 nucleotides. NCBI's taxonomy places the organism in Eukaryota, Metazoa, Arthropoda, Insecta, Lepidoptera, Pieridae. The record is from the annotation of a GenBank genome assembly.
AUGGGAGUCACAGUGUUACAACAAUAUCCAGUUCCCGAAAACAAAACUGGUACAUAUGUUAUAGAGCUGUUAACAAAACGAUUAUUAGCGCUUGGUGCUACACAACAAGGUCAAUUUCUAGUGGACUGCGAAAGUUAUUUAUCCCAUCCUCAAAUGGGAACAACUAAAACUGUUCACAUUCUUCACAACUCUGAGCAGCCAGCCUCCGUUUUCUCAAUUUUAGAAAGUGGAACAAAAAAUAUUCAUGUAAUAGCAGAUGGGUUGUUUGAUUUGUUAAUGAUGAAACUGUCACAACAUUAUACAUCCAAAAAACAAACAAAAAUUGAAAGCAAAGGUCCAAGAUUUGAACUUGGAGAUUUUUGUGUGAAAAUUGGCUCUGUUACUAUGAAUCAAAGUUUCAAAGGAGUAUUGGUAGAGGUGGAAUAUCGACCCUGCGUCAUGGCCAAUGCUGUAUGGGGUCUUCUCCGAGAAUUUCUACAGGGUCUUUUAGGUCCCACAAUAAAUAUACAACCUCCCCAACACCUUGUGAGCAGAAUGAAUGAGAUUUAUACUCCAAUAGACACUAUAUACCAGUAUUUAGAACAUUUUAGUGCCUACAGAAAAGUAACUGGUCUAAGAAGUUCGUAG